Messenger RNA from Xenopus laevis (African clawed frog), 4865 nucleotides. It is a transcript of the gene atp2c1.L, whose product is annotated as ATPase, Ca++ transporting, type 2C, member 1 L homeolog. Gene Ontology annotation, cellular component: Golgi apparatus; membrane; Golgi cisterna membrane. Lineage: Eukaryota; Metazoa; Chordata; Amphibia; Anura; Pipidae. The transcript is spliced from 28 exons. The record is from RefSeq and is a predicted model, not a curated record. The coding region runs from base 260 to 3145 and encodes 961 amino acids. Gene Ontology annotation, biological process: intracellular calcium ion homeostasis; calcium ion transport; calcium ion transmembrane transport. Gene Ontology annotation, molecular function: ATP hydrolysis activity; nucleotide binding; P-type calcium transporter activity.
GUUUUAGCUCCAGCCCAGUUUCGAGGAACUAGCCAAUCCCCUGUGGAGCCACGCCCCCGGCUCGAACGCUUGCACUUCACUUCCUUUCAGUGCUGUUGUCCGAAGCUCACAGUAGCUCGUCGGGAUAUGACUCGGUCAGCUGUUCGUGGCUUUAAAGCCGGCUAGGUAAGAGUCAACACGACGGAGUUUGCCAAGCUGCUUUCUGUCCACUCGGCAGCAUUUGGGGGCACACCCCGCGUCACUAGUAACUGAGGAGGCUAUGACAUCUACAGUGGAUCCUGAAGCAGUUACAUCUUCAGAGAGGUGUAUUACUUCUGUGUGGAAGUCAAGUAACGAGGGAACCACUGGUAGAGCAAGUAGUGGAAGUGCACAGCCUGACAGCAGUUUAGCUGUCAAGGCUUCAAGAUUUCAACAGUUACCGAACACAAAAAAUGAUACAAUGAUUCCAGUAUUAUCUUCGAAGAAAGCAAGCGAAUUACCAGUCAGUGAAGUAGCCUGGAUUCUUAAGGCUGAUCUUCAGAGUGGUUUAAACAACCCAGAGGUUUGUCACAGGAGAGCUGCUCAUGGCUGGAAUGAAUUUGAUAUUGGUGAAGGCGAGCCUCUAUGGAAAAAAUAUAUUGAACAGUUCAAAAAUCCUCUUCUUAUGCUCCUGCUGGCUUCUGCUGUCAUCAGCAUUUUAAUGCAACAGUUUGAUGAUGCCAUCAGUAUCACUGUGGCUAUACUUAUCGUUGUUACUGUUGCCUUUGUUCAGGAAUAUCGCUCUGAAAAAUCUCUGGAAGAGCUCAGCAAGCUAGUACCACCAGAAUGCCAUUGCAUUCGAGAAGGGCGAAUGGAGCACACACUAGCUAGAGAGUUGGUCCCUGGGGACACUGUCUGCCUGGCAGUUGGUGACAGAGUUCCUGCAGACUUGCGCCUGUUUGAGGCAAUGGAUAUUUCUGUGGAUGAAUCUAGUUUAACUGGAGAGACUGCACCAAGUGCCAAAUCUACAGCACCCCAGCCAUGUGCAUCAAAUGGAGAUCUAACCUCAAGAAGCAACAUUGCUUUCAUGGGAACGCUAGUCAGAUGUGGAAAAGCUAAGGGUAUUGUUAUUGGGACAGGAGAAAAUUCAGAAUUUGGGGAAGUGUUUAAAAUGAUGCAAGCUGAAGAGGCGCCAAAGACACCCCUGCAGAAAAGCAUGGACAUUUUAGGGAAGCAGCUCUCCCUGUAUUCAUUCGGUAUUAUCGGUGUAAUCAUGCUGGUUGGCUGGCUGCAGGGGAAGCAUAUUCUUGAUAUGUUUACAAUUGGUGUAAGUUUGGCAGUGGCUGCUAUACCUGAAGGACUCCCUAUUGUGGUAACAGUUACAUUAGCGCUUGGCGUUAUGAGAAUGGUGAAAAAACGAGCCAUUGUGAAGAAAUUACCCAUUGUAGAAACUCUAGGUUGCUGUAAUGUUAUCUGUUCAGAUAAAACUGGAACUCUGACAAAAAACGAGAUGACUGUGACUCACAUUUUUACUUCAGAUGGACAUCAUGCAGAGGUAACUGGUGUUGGAUACAAUCGCUUUGGGGAAGUCAUUCACGAUGGGGAAAUCAUUCAUGGGUUUUGCAAUCCUUCAAUAAGCAAGGUCAUAGAGGCAGGAUGUGUGUGCAAUGAUGCUGAAAUAAGGAACAAUACAUUAAUGGGGAAGCCUACUGAGGGUGCACUAAUAGCUCUUUCUAUGAAAAUGGGGCUUGAAGCUCUUAGACAUGACUUCAUAAGGAGAGCAGAGUAUCCAUUCAGCUCAGAGCAAAAGUGGAUGGCUGUAAAAUGUGUGCACAGAACCCAGCAGGAUAAGCCAGAAAUUUGCUUUAUGAAAGGGGCUUAUGAGCAAGUUAUUAAAUACUGCACCACAUACAACAGCAAGGGCCAGACCUUACCUCUGACUCAGCAGCAAAGAGAACUUUAUCAACAAGAGACUGCUUAUAUGGGUACUGCUGGCCUACGGGUUAUUGCUAUGGCAUCUGGUCCUGAACUGGGACAGCUGAUGUUUCUUGGUCUAGUAGGCAUGAUUGAUCCUCCAAGAACAGGUGUCAAAGAAGCAGUCAGUACACUUAUUCGCUCUGGAGUUGCCAUUAAAAUGAUUACUGGAGACUCCCAGGAAACCGCUGUUGCAAUUGCCAGUCGUUUAGGUUUUUAUUCAAAAGGCCUGCAGUCUCUCUCAGGUGAAGAUGUCGAUAUAAUGGACAUUCAGCAGCUUUCACAAAUGGUAUCAAAGGUUUCUGUGUUUUAUAGAGCCAGUCCCCGGCACAAAUUAAAAAUUGUGAAGUCACUGCAGAACAUUGGCGCAGUGGUGGCAAUGACAGGUGAUGGCGUAAAUGAUGCUGUAGCUCUGAAGGCAUCUGACAUUGGGAUUGCAAUGGGGAAAACUGGAACAGAUGUGUGUAAAGAAGCAGCUGAUAUGAUCUUGGUGGAGGAUGAUUUCCAAACAAUAAUGUCAGCCAUCGAAGAAGGAAAAGGAAUCUAUAACAACAUUAAAAACUUUGUACGCUUCCAGCUUAGCACGAGCAUAGCUGCGCUAACUCUAAUAUCCCUUGCCACUUUAAUGAAUUUUCCUAAUCCUCUCAACGCGAUGCAGAUUUUAUGGAUUAAUAUCAUUAUGGAUGGCCCUCCAGCUCAAAGCCUUGGUGUGGAGCCGGUUGAUAAAGAUGUGAUCAGAAAGCCACCUAGAAAUCUUAAAGACAGCAUACUGACUAAGAAUUUGAUCAUCAAAAUACUUCUUUCAUCCUUUAUCAUAGUGUGUGGUACACUUUUUGUCUUCUGGAGAGAGCUGCGUGAUAACCUCAUUACACCCAGAGACACAACAAUGACAUUUACCUGUUUUGUGUUUUUUGAUAUGUUCAAUGCUUUAAGUUCACGAUCACAGACUAAAUCUGUGUUUGAGAUAGGCCUGUGCAGCAACAAGAUGUUCUGUUAUGCAGUGCUUGGGUCCAUCAUGGGUCAGUUGUUGGUCAUUUACUUCCCACCACUGCAGAAGGUGUUUCAGACAGAAAGUUUAAGUAUGCAAGAUUUGGUGUUCUUAAUAGGACUGACCUCUUCAGUGUGUAUUGUGUCAGAGAUCAUAAAGAAGUUGGAAAGGAGCAAGGAGGAGAAUCAGAAACACAGCACCUCUACGUUUUUCCUUGAAGUAUGAUGCAUAUUGCAUUGUUUUUAACUGCAAGUCAGGGGAGUAGCACUUUGAUGAAGUCCUGCAACAAACAAAAAAAAAAAACCGCUGCUCUGGGCUUCAGAGGUUCCAUGGAAUUUACCUUUAUUUAGUGCGAAUUUUAUAAAAUGUCAUCUUUGAUACAGAUAAAGGAUACUCUUGAUGGACUUUAUAUUCCUAAAAUAUGUGCUGGGGCCAGUGUUUGAAAAAAAGAUUCCUUAAACCUGCAUUUGGUUAAUACCACCCACCUGAGUAAUGUGUAGGUUUAAGUCUUUUGUAUGGUUGAACCUCAUACUUUAGUUUAUAUUUUUAUAUGUAUAUUCUCUCCUGCUCAAUGAUGGGGUUUUGUUACUAAACUAAUUUUUUUUUAAGUCUGGAAGGUGUUGUGAUAAAGCCCAUGGCCCAAGCCAUGUCCCAAUACUGUAUUUAUUUUCUGCCAUUUUUCAUUGCACACUUGCUCGUAUCUGGCAAAUAUUGUGAGUACAGGAUGUGAGAACUCUCCUAUGAACUACCUGUGCAACACUAUAUAACAUUAUACUGAAUGAAUGUGAUUUCUACAGCCAUUUUUGUGUAAGCAACGCAAGCCUACCCUUUAGCUUCAUUGGCUCAUCUGUAACAUAACUACUGUAUUUACCAAACAGUUACGAUGUCAUUGCACUGUAACAUUAUUUUAAAGCAAAGUAAACCGAAAAGGUCCCAAUAUUCCACACUAAAGUUUGUAACACUUCCUACAUUUUCUAUGCUGUAAUUCAUUUAUCGUGAACUGCUAAAUUGUGAUAUCAAUGGUCAUUCUUUAAAUAUGACUCUUGCGCAGAUUUCCAACUCAUCACACUUAUUUAAUAUUGAAUUUGUACUACUGCAGAAUAAUCUAUUUCUCUUCUUUUUAAAUAUUAAAUUGAAGGUGCAACACCCCAUAAUAUUUUCUUCAUAUAUUGUCCCUAGACAUUAUUAAAGGUGUAGUUCACCUUUAAAUUAACUUAGUGAUGUAGACAGUGAUAUUCUCAAGCAAUUUUGUCAUAAUUUUUUUUUUAAAAAAAAAUUAGGUAGCUUUCUAUUCAACAGUUUAGUGUUUCAGCAGCUAUCUGGUUGCUAUGGUUUUAUUUAGCCUAGCAACAAGGCAGCGAUAAACUGGAAUAGGAGAAGGGCUGAAUAGAAGAAUACAUACCGUAAUACAAAGUAACAAUGACAAUAAAUGUGGAGCCUCAAAAAGCAAUCAUUUUUUGGUUUCUGGGGUCAGUGACUCCCAUUGGAAAACUAUAAGAAAUAAUUAAUGAAGACUAAUUGCAAAGUUGGUAGGAAUACAAAAUGUUGUGACAGACCCCUUUAAAGGGGUUGUUUUACCCUUAAUUUUACUGUUAUAAUAUAAUAUAAAAUCUGCUGAAAUUUUUUUAAAAAAAAUCCCACAGAGAAUUUUACUCUGAAUAUUGCAAUCUAUAUUAAUUUAAAGGUGAACUACCGCUAAAUAUCAGGGGAUAACGUUUUGUGUGUCACUGUCUUUGAGAUGCUUUAUUACUGGCCAAGCAGAGAAGUAUAGUGUAUUAUUCACCAAAACAUGACUGUAUAUUAUCAACAUCUAUGGUGAAUGCCUCUCACAAAGGACAAUGUAGCUGGUCCCUGCACACAGUAUUUUCCUACAUGAUAUUAAACCUGUAAGGGCAAAUAUAUGGAAGGUAGACAUUCUUAUAAAGCGCAUCCAUUUUCUCUUUCA